GGCCCGACUGAUACACCCACUAUCGGACAAAACGAGAGACACCGUUGAUCAGAUCAAGCAAGGGCGUCUGACGGGGGGAUCCAGCAUAAUAAAUACGAGACGGUGUCCCGAGGAACGUGUGUGUCCGACCGCGGACUUUCCUGUUGCAGGGGACGACUCACGCGACGGCGCCAAGCCACCCUGCGCCACGCUGCUUACGCCAUCCGUCAUGGCCCCACUGGCGAGUUCCAUCCCAAAGUAAAGGCAAGGAACGCAGCGAACCACAACAAACGACACACCCCCGCCCUCGGCACCCACCCCCCCACAAACAAAGCACAACAUGAUACGUCGUCAAACCCGCAUGCGGAGGGAGUACCUCUACCGCAAGGCUCUCGAGACGAAAGAUAGGCAGAUAUACGACCGCAAGCAGGCGCUCAAGGAGGCUGUGGAAUCUGGAAAACCGAUACCCGUAGAGCUCCGCAAAGAGGCAAACGCAUUACGGAAAGAUCUGCAAUACGAUGAAAACCAAAACUUGCCGACAUCCCACAUCGACGAUGAAUACGCCCAAGCAGGCGUCGUAGACGCAAAAGUCCUCAUCACAACCUCGCGCGACCCAUCGACCCGUCUCGCCAUGUUUGCCAAAGAAAUGCGCUUGAUGCUGCCCAACGCCCAACGGAUAAACAGGGGAAACUACGUGCUGAAGGAUAUCGUGGAAGCGUGCCGGUCGAACGAGGCGACGGAUCUGGUUAUCUUGCAUGAGCAUCGUGGACAACCUGACGGCCUGGUAAUUUCCCACUUCCCUUACGGCCCGACUGCCUACUUCACCCUGCACAACGUGGUCCUACGACACGAUAUCCCCGACCGCGGCACCGUCUCCGAGCAAUACCCACACCUGAUCUUCGACGGCUUCAACAGCAAACUGGGCGAACGGUGUCAGAAUAUCUUGAAAUAUCUGUUUCCGGUCCCGAAGGAGGACUCGAAACGGGUUAUGACGUUUGCGAAUAAGAGUGAUUUUAUCUCGUUUAGGCAUCACGUGUAUUACAAAGUCGGCAACGAAGUGCAGUUGGCGGAAGUUGGACCACGCUUCGAAAUGCGAUUAUACGAAAUCAAACUGGGCACAGUAGACGUGACGGAAGCGGAUACCGAGUGGGUGUUUAGGCCGUAUCAGCGCACGGCGAAGAAGCGCGAUUUCUUGUAGAAGGGUUUUCAUUCAGGGAGGGGGAACGGUUUGCUGCAAAGUCCGGGUAGGGCUCGGUACGGGCUGGAGGUUGGAAGGCGGGGCGGUUGAGUGUAAGUCUGGAAGGCAGACAGGACGCACACGUACGCUACGCAACACAUCGGUCCGAAGAAACAUCAGGUGGCCUUUCACCCCUC
Molecule: messenger RNA, 1353 nt
Organism: Fimicolochytrium jonesii
Lineage: Eukaryota; Fungi; Chytridiomycota; Chytridiomycetes; Spizellomycetales; Powellomycetaceae
Product: anticodon-binding protein
Exons: 6
Coding region: 320-1177 (285 amino acids)
Biological process (GO): rRNA processing
Cellular component (GO): Mpp10 complex; nucleolus; small-subunit processome
Molecular function (GO): snoRNA binding; rRNA primary transcript binding
Source: RefSeq, a predicted model, not a curated record